Scaptodrosophila lebanonensis is the source of this 920-nucleotide messenger RNA. RefSeq lists its product as uncharacterized. The record is from RefSeq and is a predicted model, not a curated record. NCBI's taxonomy places the organism in Eukaryota, Metazoa, Arthropoda, Insecta, Diptera, Drosophilidae. The transcript is spliced from 4 exons. Bases 25 to 732 code for a protein of 235 amino acids.
CAAUUAUUACAAACGAUUCGCAUCAUGUUGAAUAUACGAAAUGUGAUUAUACUUUUAUUUUCCUGCCACCUAUUGUUGGCCGUCGAUGCUGGCAACAAACAGAAACAACAACAACAGCAGCAACAGCAGGGGAAUCAAGAAAUUUGGGAACAAGACCUUUCGGAUACAUUCAAAAUUGAGGGCAGCGAUCAGGGCAUACAAAAGGUCAACCUGAAGUGUGGUGCCAACUCAAUGAAUGUGGUGCUGGAGACGGAAAAGCCAUUUACCGGUGUCAUGUAUACCCGUGGAAGCUUCUACAAACAGACGCCGCCAUGCUUCAUGAAACCGACUGCCGUUCAGGGUGCCCGCACCCUAGAGAUGAACUUCCAGCUGGAUCAGUGCCAGACCCUGAAGGAUGGUGACCUAUAUUCGAACAUUGUGGUAAUACAGAACGAUCCGGAACUAAUAACGCCCGGCGAUUCGGCCUUUUCCUUGGAAUGUGACUUCCGCCAGCCGCGCAGCCUGGAUGUGGAGGCCAGCAUGCAGGCCAGGGACAGAGUGGCGACAGGCUCCAAAAUUACACUCACUAGUCCCGAUCCCUCGGCACCAACGGAUACUCUACACAAUUCGGUGUUUAGCAGCAGCGACACCGUCGAAUACAUACCAAAGUUUAGUAAACCAAAUGAGACCAUACGUCUGGGCACGGUGGAGGAAGUCACACUGCCUGUUGGCCAUGAAAGAGACGAACUCUAGACACUCGCACGGCCACAACACAACAACAACAUACACACACACACACCAACAUACACUUGUAUUUAUGAAAGUAAUAAGUAUAAGCAAAUACACCAAACAACAGGAAAAUUGCAGAAAAUGCCACUCAGGUGGCUUAAGGACGGAAAACAAUCCACACUCAAUCCAGUUCAUGUAUUUUCAUACAAUUC